CUUCACCCCCGCAGUGAGAUCGGGGAACUUGGCCCUGCCUUUUUAAAGUGGCUGCAUCUCCGCAACUCGAGUGAAUCCCAUCUUCAGUUUAUAACAAUUAUAUUCCAAAGACAAAUAAGGUUCAUUCACUUUAUCGGCUCAUUAUAUCAUGGCUAGUAUUUCGUUUCGCAAGUUUAUUCGAUGGCUGCCGGACGAGGCGAGCGAACCAACAUCUACGCUGGUUCUGACGUCUCCCGAAAAGAGGUUUGUCGAUGUACGAGUGACGUUGGCUGAUGGUCAUGAUUCUCUGUCUGCUUCUGAAGAGAUUCUCCCCUUGAGUCGUCUAGACUGGGCCAUGGCGGGAACAUCUUCAUCAACUGUCCUCGGUGAGGGACACUCCCUUUCCCGUUGGAGGCACUGGAUCGAUUCUCGGUCAUUGGAUGCACCUCCCGAUGAAGGCCAUAUGUACGCCCAGCCAGAUGGAUUGAGCACCCUCGAGAAAGGGCAGAUGACGAACCCUGCCACGGGGAAGGACACAGAUUACGAAGAGAUGUGGUUUGAUCCGCCGCCAAAGACUACGGGCGGGAACAAGGCGCUGUGUGUGGUGCUCGUGAUGGAGGACGAGGAGAAGGGGAAGAAGGGCAUGGUUGUUAGGCUGGGGGAGUGGGCGCAGGUAUUUGUGAGGGACGGGGCGGGGGAGGAGGAUCUUGUGGCGGAGAGGUGGGAGUGGCGAGAUGAUGAUGGGAAGGGAUGGAGGAGGAGGGUGAGGUUGGGAGAUGGGGGGAGGAAGUUGCCGUGUGAGGAGAUUUUGGGGGCGAGAGAUGUCAAGGUUGGUGAUGAGGUGAGAGUUGGGGAUGAGGUUUGGAGGGUUGUGGAGGCGACAGAGGUAUAGAGUUGAGGAUAUGAUUCUAUAAUUCUAUACAUAUAUAAAGGCUGAGAUGUAGAUACGAAGCAGCUGUUCAGAUCAUCUUGGACGCUCUCAUGAUACCGCACUCUUGCGGAACUGCGUCAGCUCACUCGGCAGUCUCUGAAUGGCCUUCGCCUCCAACUUUGUCAACGGUAUCGAAAACCACUUCUCCAACGCCUUAACUCUCUCCUCCUCAUUGGUCAUCGUCUCCAGCACUUCGAUCCCCU
This is a messenger RNA of Trichoderma harzianum CBS 226.95, 1113 nucleotides long. RefSeq lists its product as hypothetical. Bases 149 to 871 code for a protein of 240 amino acids. The record is from RefSeq and is a predicted model, not a curated record. The transcript has 2 exons. Lineage: Eukaryota; Fungi; Ascomycota; Sordariomycetes; Hypocreales; Hypocreaceae.